Saccostrea echinata is the source of this 658-nucleotide messenger RNA. RefSeq names its product deoxycytidylate deaminase-like. Gene Ontology annotation, molecular function: catalytic activity. The transcript is spliced from 5 exons. The record is from RefSeq and is a predicted model, not a curated record. Lineage: Eukaryota; Metazoa; Mollusca; Bivalvia; Ostreida; Ostreidae. Bases 41 to 658 code for a protein of 205 amino acids.
UAUUUCCGACAUACCUUUAGUUUAUUCCGAAUAUUAAACUAUGUCCGAGAAUCAAGAACCUGACGAAACAAACAAGAAGAUAUCUGAAGACAACUCAAAACAGAGAAUUACAGCUGAUAUCACAUAUCAUGAAUAUUUUAUGGCUAUUGCUUGUUUGUCAGCAAAAAGGAGCAAGGAUCAAAAGCGAAAGGUUGGUGCAUGUAUCGUCAACGAGAAAAACAGAAUUGUUUCGACUGGAUACAACGGAUUUGUUGACUCCAUUAAGAAUAAUGAUGAAACAUUCGACUGGUCAGACAAUAAGAAAAAUCUUUAUGUCUGUCAUGCGGAAAUGAAUGCUGUCGCUAAUAGACAUUGCACCGAUUUGAAAGAUUGCACGAUCUACGUCACACUUUUUCUAUGUAACGAAUGCACCAAACUAUUAUUACAAUCCGGAAUCAAAAGGGUUAUUUAUUAUGCGGACGACAAGCUGAAGGCUGAAGAAGAUAACCAGAAAAAAGCCGACGAAGGAAAAUACAUGGCAUCCAAAGAAAUGUUGGAUAAAUCAGGUGUCGAAUUGGUACAAUAUAAAGACCUUGAAGAUGAAGAUGGAAGUCCACUAAACCCAAAACGAAACAUUAUACUCAGUUUUGAUGAAAUUGCUUUACAAAAGCAAACAUGA